This is a messenger RNA of Zingiber officinale, 432 nucleotides long. RefSeq lists its product as uncharacterized. The record is from RefSeq and is a predicted model, not a curated record. Lineage: Eukaryota; Viridiplantae; Streptophyta; Magnoliopsida; Zingiberales; Zingiberaceae. The transcript is spliced from 4 exons. The coding region runs from base 19 to 432 and encodes 137 amino acids. Gene Ontology annotation, cellular component: nucleus. Gene Ontology annotation, molecular function: poly(A) RNA polymerase activity.
UUGUGCUUUAUAUUGUUGAUGAGGCAACCGUCGGAAGUCAAGUUUGUGAAUUUCCGGACCACUCUCAGAUCCUUGAAGUUCUGGGCGAAGAGGCGUGGUAUUUAUUCAAAUGUCACUGGAUUUCUUGGAGCUGUUAACUGGGCACCGUUGGUUGCUCGAAUCUGCCAACUGUACCCUAAUGCUGUGCCCAGUAUGCUAAUCUCACAAUUUUUCAGAGUUUACAGUGGAGGUGGCCAAUCAGCAUGCGCCAACUCCUCUACUCGGGCACUUGGGUUUGGGUCAAUUCAGGGGACUUAUUUUUCCCGAGACCCGGAUCUCUUCCUCUCCUCUCUCGCGACGGCGCGACUUCUUCUCGGCGAAAUCGUGGCAGCAAGCAAGCACGUCACCGGCGGCCGGCGAGCACUUCUCACCGUGGGAUCUUCACAGAUUUGA